This is a messenger RNA of Paramecium tetraurelia, 1752 nucleotides long. RefSeq lists its product as uncharacterized. Lineage: Eukaryota; Ciliophora; Oligohymenophorea; Peniculida; Parameciidae. The transcript has 3 exons. The record is from RefSeq and is a predicted model, not a curated record.
AUGUUAAAAUUGAUCAAGUUGAGUAAUGUUGGUUUAAGUCGAAGAGCGACAAUAUUUGUAGGAGGGAUGACUUGUAUUGGUCUUUAUAGUGCAGGUUAUCAAAGAUUUAAGAAAGCUUAAUAUGCUUCUCUGUACGAAAACUUAGAAUUAAAAUAAGUAAUUGAAAUUGAUCUAUUUAAGGAUUAUCAAUAAGAAUAUUUAAGGGGACAUGUUCAUAGUGUUAAUGGGUUUUGGAGUAGGAUGAUUUAUUAUGGAAAAUUGUAAUUAAGAUUUCUGCAAUUGAUCCUAACUUUUACUCCUCUUGUUGUAUUUUUUCCUUUCGCCUUACUUUUCAAAUCAUGGUUGUAUAAGCAUUGGCUAAGGCUUUUAAUUAAAUCAUUAGAAUUAGCUGGGCCAUUAUGGAUGAAAUUGGGAUAAUGGGCAAGUCACAGGGGAGAUGUGUUUGGUUAUGAAGUGACUUCAGAGCUAAGUAAGCUAAGAGAUUCAGCGACGCCUCACAACUACUACUAUACUAAAAAAUAGUUUGAAGAAGAAUUUAAGUAGAAGAUUGAAGAUGUUUUCGACAGUUUCGAUACAAAUCCAAUAGCAUCAGGAUCAAUAGGUUAGAUUCAUUUAGCUUAUAAAAAUGGUGUAAAAUAUGCAGUGAAGGUUAGACAUCCGAGAAUAGUAGAGAAGCUAGAAUUAGAUCUAAAAAUUUUAUAUGUGAUAUCAAAUAUUUUAAGUUCAACUCAACAAAUUUUUAGGAGAUUAGCUAUGCCAGUAACAUUUUAAGAGUUUAGCGUUACAUUAAUGAAUUAGGCAGAUCUUUCAUUUGAAGCAAAGAAUCUUCAGAUUUUUGAGUAAAAAUUUAAAGAUUCAAAAAAUGUCAUAUUUCCAAAAAUACUCAAAGAAUAUGUCUCGAAAAGUGUAAUAGUCGAAACCUUUGAAGAAGGAGUGUCCUUGUCUAACUUUAUGAAAUUGGAAAGAACAAGAGAGCAUAGAGUGGCAGCUAACUUAGGACUUAAAGCGUUUUAUAAAAUGUUAAUAUAUGAUAAUUUUAUACACGCUGAUCUUCAUUCUGGAAAUAUUUUAGUUAGGAUUAAAGAUAACAAUACUUCAAAAUUUGAUAAUUUCAAAAAUUUAUUAGAAGAGGGAUUUUAUGACUUAGUUGAGUAUGCUGCUGAAUUGAUUGUACCACUCUUUGAAAAGUUCAUAUUAAAGAAACCAUUAAAGGUUUCAAUAUUGGAGAAAGAAAAAAUAUUUGAUGAAUAGCAAUUUUGGAACUUUUUGAGAUAGACCAACUAAAAUUAAAAAAAUUUAGAUUUGAUAUUUAUUGACCCAGGUAUGGUUACGAUAUUAAAUCAAAAUGAUAGAAUAAAUUUCAUAAAAAUAAUAAUGUUUGUUGCAUUAAGACAGCCAAAGGAGUGUGGUCAAUUGAUGUUGAGUUUGGCAUCAUAUAACACCUAGUUGAAAGAAGAGAAGAAAUAAAAGUUCUUAAAAGACAUUGAAGAUCUAUUUGGAGAGGUUUGUAAUGCCCCCUUAUCUAAGAUGGAUUUAGGGUCAAUUUUCAAAGGCAUGCUCGAAAUUUUAAGAUCCAAUGGACUUGCUGUAGAGGGUCAUUUUGCUACAUUAUUGACCAAUAUGAUGAUUUUAGAAGGGAUUGGAAAAGAAUUGGAUCCCAAAAUCAACAUAGUUUCCAAAGCAGCAUCUUUUCUUCUCCAAAUAAGAACAAUUGAUAGUACAAUAAAUGAAUUAAUGAAUAUUUCAUAAUGA